UGGCUGUCGGGGAAUUCCGGGGGAGGCAGAUCCUGGGCCAGCGAGGAGCUCCCCGGCAGGAGUGCCACGGACUCUCUGUGCUUUCCCAGGACCCCACAGCCCUGCUCCCGGCCGGCCAGCCCAGAGCCGGAGCCCCUGCCAGAGGCAGAUUCUAAGAAGCUCCCCUCCCCAGCCCGAGCCGUGGAGGCCGACAAGGAGCCCCAGCGCCUGCUGGUUCCUGACAUCCAGGAGAUCCGGGUCAGCCCGAUCGUGUCCAAGAAGGGGUACCUGCACUUCCUGGAGCCACACACGGCCGGCUGGGCCAAGCGCUUCGUGGUGGUGCGGCGGCCCUACGCCUACAUGUACAACAGCGACAGGGACUCCGUGGAGAGGUUUGUGCUCAACCUCUCCACCGCCCAGGUCGAGUACAGUGAAGACCAGCAGGCAAUGCUCAAGACCCCCAACACGUUUGCGGUGUGCACGGAGCACCGCGGCAUCCUGCUGCAGGCCAACAGCGACAAGGACAUGCACGACUGGCUGUACGCGUUCAACCCGCUCCUGGCCGGGACCAUCCGGUCCAAGCUCUCCAGAAGGAGGUCUGCCCAGAUGAGGGUCUGAGUGGAGCCCUCCCGGGACAGCCAGCAGGCCCGGCCCCACCCCCGUCUUCCUCGUGUUGUCCCCCCACCCAGCCCCUCCCCUCCCGACAGCUGGCGUGCCCCUCGCCCUGGGGACGGCGCGCUGGGCCCCACGAGCCACCUCUGGCCAGGGACCUGCACACGACCUGUUGCGCUCCCAGCAGAGGCCGCGUCUGCUGUCCUUUCUUUCAGAAGGCACCCCGGGUGGGAAGAGCCGGGAGAACCCCAACAGUCGGAGGGCACGGUCCCGGGGCGUCGAUGCCGUUCUAAUAUUUUUUUAAGCAUAGACAGACUUAUAGUUAAUACACCUUAGCUAGUGACGUUGGAACAGUCCAGUCAGAAAUUAACUACAAGACUGUGAUCUAUUUAUAAGCAUUUAUUUCUAACGCCUUCCCAUAGACGUGUAGGGUUCAGCUGGACCCACCCCAAGUCGUUCCCACGCGCACUUCCCCAGCCUCUUAGGGACGGGCAGGGCGGGGCAGCCGCCUCGGAAGGCCACGGUGAGGAGGCGCCUGGACGGGCCGGCGCCUCCUGGUUGGCACCAAGGGGGUGCUCCUGCCGGGCCAGAGCUGAGGCUUCUCCCCAGCUGCAGAUGGGGCCGCCCGGUCCUGCGGGGGGUGUGUGUGUGUGCGCGCGUGCGCCCGCCAGGGAGCAGAUGUCUGAAGUCCGAGCAGUGUAGAGGGUGGUGCGUGUUACUUCUAGCAGGACGCAGGGUCCACGUCUCACCUGGGCGCGUGUGGGAGGUGAGGCAGACAGGUGCCUGGCUGUGGCGCCGUCCUUGUGGGGUCCAGGAGGCAGAAGGGUCAGGAUUCCACUGGCCUAUGUCGUGUGUCCAGGCCAGCUGGGCGCAGGGGCUGUUUACAGGGGGUCCAGGUGGGCCAGGCCGCGAGGGGCUUUUGGUGCAGCGUCUCCAGCUGCUGUGAGAUGUGGGGUGAGCUCCAAGUUGCUCCAGGAAGGAAACCGCUGACCUCCCCUCUUGGUCCCAGGAGAGGAGAGUUUCUGUGGGUCCGGUGAGAAGAUGCAAGGGGCUCAGGGGACGGUGGCCAGCACUGAGGUCGUCUGUCAUCAAGGGGGAUUUCUCCUCCUGUGUCUGAGAGUGUUGCCUUGUCUUGUUCUGACUUCUCGUGCCGACAGCCGCUUUGUCCCCUCUGCAGACCCCGCGUCUGAUGGUUGCCCAGGAUGAGGCAGGUGUCAGGCUGGGCCGAGUCUGGUUCGUGUCCUGCCCAGGCCGUGAACCUUUCAGAGGAACCACGGGCCUGGGGUCUUCAGUGACCUGCUCCCGCACCCAGAGGCACACACGGCCUCUUUUUAGCUCGAAGGAAAACAGCAGCCACACCACGAGACCCGUCCUCCCCACGGCCCCCAAGAGCAGAUGAGGGCUCAUGUCCUGGACUAAAAUCAAACGUUGUCUGGAAACCAGGAGGCCUGUGCUGCCCGCAAGGUGCUCCUCGGGGGGUAGAGGCUGAGCCGCAGAGAGCUGGGGUGACAGCACAGUCGGGAAGGAGCACUUCCUCUGGCUUGUUGAAGGCCUUGAGGGCAGGGAGGAGGGACGGGUCAGGUGAGCUCUUCUAGCGUGAGUCGGUUCUGAGAGCCCCGCCUUCCCUCAGGGAGACUGGAGGUUCAGGGCCCCUGCUGUGGCCCACUCAGGCCAACCAGCCUGAGGCCACGGCCUCGGGGGAGAGGAGUCCGAGGCCCUCUCGCCCAGGGUGCAGGUGUCUGGGGCCAGCCAACCCGCAGGGCACCUGCUGAGUCGGGCAAGGCCGAGGGAAGGGGGUCCGCGGGAGGAUUUCUGGGAGUCGCCCCGAAUUCAGGAGCCUCCACAGCCAUGGAGGCCCCGGGGCCGUUCCAUCGUGGCCUGGUGCCAUCUUGGCAGGGACUAAGAGCCAGGUGUGGCCCACCUGAUGACCCCAUCUUUCAUCACUCCUCCUCUCAGGCCCGCUCCGGAGAGGGGUCCUGGAUCAGAGUCCAGACACCCGGGGCUGCUGGGGAGAGAAUUCCGAUAUGAAUUGGGAAGGCUGCUCUCUCAUGCCUGGUGUCACGUCAGCCCUGGGGAAGUGGUUUGGGACUCAGUUCCCACAUCUGUGAUGUAGGAGGCUGGUCUGGAGGCCCCUGCGGGCCCAAGGGUCAUGGAGUGCAGAUAAGGAAGGCAGGCCUGGCUGGGGGCAGAGAGGAAGACCCGGGAGGCAGUUCAGACUGUUCUGUGUUAAGAUGCUGCUCAGGCUGCAGCCUUAUUUUGUUAGAGGGACGGCCAUUCUCACCCCGCCGGAGAGGGCUCUCUGUCCCCUCCAGGGUGGGGUGAGCUCCUUCUGCUGUGAGAGGAGCCCCAGGGAGGGAGAUGCUGGGUCCCAGGGCAGCUGGUGCCCAGGGGUGGGUGUGGAGAGGCUCAUAAGUUCAAGGUCUCCCUGCUCUGGUUCCCUGACACUGCGUGCACGCGCGCGUGCACGCACACACACACACACACACACCCCCCUGCCAGGGGAGGUGGCCCCCACUCAAUCCUGGUCCCCCCUUGGCACUUCUGAGGCGGGCGUGGCAAGGUGCUCAGAGAGGAUCCCUAAACGUGGCUGGAGCAGCAGGCGUGAGCAGGGCGCCAUGCUGGCUCUCCAUCAGCACCCCCCAGCAGGGGCCCAGAGGCGCCCUCCUUUGCCCCUGGGGCCGGGCCAGGCCUCCUCCCGGCGACAAGAGGCUGCAGCUUCUCCCAGGCCCGUGCUUCCCAUGCCAGCCGUCCCGAGUUCCCCUGUGGCUUGUACAUACGUGGUUGUGUGGCACACCCCAGCCCCUGCACCGUGACCGCCACCCGACGUAGCGACUCCCGCUCCCAGUGUCCAAAACCCGCGUGUUAGGCUCUAGGCCCCUGUGCGUGCGUGUGCGCUUCAGGCUCUGUCCAGUUACGAAAUAAACAUGGCUCUUUACGCAGCACCAGA
This is a messenger RNA of Vicugna pacos (alpaca), 3538 nucleotides long. Lineage: Eukaryota; Metazoa; Chordata; Mammalia; Artiodactyla; Camelidae. The record is from RefSeq and is a predicted model, not a curated record.